GCUAUUUCCUGUAUGACCGAAACGCGUGUCAUCAGAUGAUGCGGAAUUUUUAGCGACACAGGUACAUCUUCACUGCUUUUUCGUUUGACUGUAAUACAAGGCGUACUUUUAUAGGAUCGCACAGCAAGAACUAGGCAUGAGCACAGAGUCUCACUCUCCAGAAGAGUGAGUGUGAAUGGAGUGACACGAGUGGAUGAGUCAUGGACAGCCAAUGCAGCAGCAGUGUGGGUUCACGGGCCACUUUAGGGGGUGUGGGCAACAUUAACUCAACACCAAUUUCGGCCCGUAUCGAGUCCUAUGAAGGAGGAGAGAAGAAGUGCAUCUCUGAUGUCCGAAGAACCUUUUGCUUGUUUGUGACCUUUGACCUUUUGUUCGUCACCUUGCUGUGGAUCAUUGAGCUCAAUGUCAAUGGAGGUAUAGAAGAGCAGCUGAAAAAAGAGGUGGUGGACUAUGAUUACCACAAAUCUUUUUUUGACAUAUUUCUCUUGGCUGUGUUCCGCUUUGCAGCCCUGAUUCUGGCGUAUGCAGUGUGUAAGCUGCGCCAUUGGUGGGCCAUUGCUAUAACUACAGCAAUCACCACUGGUUUCUUAAUAGUGAAAGUGGUUUUAUCAAAGCUUCUGUCACAGGGAGCGUUUGGGUAUUUGUUACCCAUAGUCUCCUUCAUUCUGGCAUGGAUAGAGACGUGGCUGCUGGACUUCAAAGUCCUGCCCCAGGAGGCCGGUGAUGAAAUCAGUGAGAAGCUAAUAUAUAAUCACAGGUAUCUUUCAGUGCAGAAUGCGCUAGAUCAAGAGCCUCUUUUACACCCAGGACCCGUCCCAGACGGCCAGUUCUACUCUCCUCCUGAGUCCAUGGCAGACUCUGAUGAAGACUUUGAUGAUAAAUACGAUCUUGAGAAGCCCAUCGUCUAGCAGGAGCUCAGAAUAAACACUGAUUUUCAGAGUACAACUUCCUCGACCUCGGGCCAUGUGUCUUACUAUGGGUUUUUGUACAUUGGUGACCAGAACUAGACAGUCACUCUGCCUUAAACCAACGCCAUGAUCAGUAGUUUGUUUGUUUAUUUGUCUCUUUAUGCCCACUUAGUGCAAUCGACUUU
Molecule: messenger RNA, 1093 nt
Organism: Carassius carassius (crucian carp)
Lineage: Eukaryota; Metazoa; Chordata; Actinopteri; Cypriniformes; Cyprinidae
Product: STARD3 N-terminal-like protein
Exons: 9
Coding region: 201-908 (235 amino acids)
Source: RefSeq, a predicted model, not a curated record